This is a messenger RNA of Diabrotica balteata, 2757 nucleotides long. The record is from the annotation of a GenBank genome assembly. Lineage: Eukaryota; Metazoa; Arthropoda; Insecta; Coleoptera; Chrysomelidae.
AGUGUGCUAUGAAUUUAUCUAGCAAACAUAACCUUAAAAUCACAUAAACUUUACCACAUGGAGUUUUUUAAAUUAUUACUUAGAAUAGAUCAUAAGUUUAUUUAAUUUAUAGAAAGAAAUAUGGGUAGAAAAGCAAGGUUUAAUAAAGAAGGGGAAGUCGUCAAGAAAGGGCCAGGAAGGAAAGCUAAAAAACAAAAGGAUCCAUCAUUUUUAAUUCCUAUUCCAGGUAAAGAAACAAGUCCAGAUAAGAAACUAAGUCGUCAUCAAAAGUUGAGAGCAAAGAAAAGACAGCAAAAAGUUCAGGAAAGACAGCAGAAACAAAAAUUAAAGCAACAAUCUGUAAAAUUAACAAAUGGAAACAAUGCUGUUGAUGAAUCGUCUGAAGAAUCUGAUGAUGAUGAGUUUCCUCUUAGACCCAGUACUUCUGGAUUUUCAGAUGAAAAUAAACUAUGGUUAAAACCCAAGAAAAGAAAACACGAAGAAUCUGAUGUGGAAGAAGAAGAGGAAAGUGAUGAUGCUUCAGAGAAUGAUGAGGAAGAGUCUAAUGAAGAACAAGAUGAAGAAUCUGAAGUUGAAGGUGAAGAUGAAUCAGAAGCUGAAGACGAAGAUCAAUCGGAAGUAGAAGAUGAGGAUGCUUCAGAGAAUGAAGAUGAGGAUAGUCUUAAGGUUCAGAAAUUAAGUGAAUUUGUUGACGAUGACUCUGAUGAAAAUGAUGAAUUUUCUGAUGAAACAGAUGAUGAUAAUAACGACGAUGAUAUGCUGCCUAUUGAAAAGCAGAGCAAAAAAUUAAGAAAGAAACAGGAAAAGGAAGAUAAAUUAGCAGAGGAAGAAUUACAGAUGAACAUAGCAGAUCAAGAAAAAUUCAUUUUUCCUUUUAUGGAAGCCGAAAAAGAAGUUAAAAGCUUACAAGAUGUCCAGCAACGCAUUAGGGAAGUAAUAACAGUACUAUCUAAUUUUAAAACUCUUCGAGAUGGCGUACAUUCUCGUGCAGAAUAUCUAGACAUCCUUAAGGAUGAUUUAUGUGUAUACUACAGUUAUAAUGACUUCCUAAUGGAAAAAUUAAUGCAGAUAUUUCCUUUAUCGGAACUUUUGGAGUUUCUAGAAGCUAGCGAAGUACAGAGACCUCUAACUAUAAGAACCAACAGUCUGAAAACGCGACGCCGAGAUUUAGCUCAAGCAUUGAUCAAUAGGGGGGUAAAUUUGGAUCCUGUUGGAAAAUGGAGCAAAGUUGGUAUUGUGGUGUACUCCUCCCAAGUUCCUAUGGGUGCUACACCAGAAUAUUUAGCUGGGCAUUAUAUUAUUCAGGGUGCUUCCAGUAUGUUACCCGUUAUGGCCUUGGCUCCUCAAGAAAACGAACGGAUCCUGGACAUGUCUGCUGCACCAGGUGGUAAAGCAUCUCAUAUUUCGGCUAUUAUGAAAAAUACUGGUAUCCUGUUCGCUAACGACUUAAAUAAAGAUAGGAUUAAAGCAGUAGUUGGUAAUUUUCACAGAAUGGGAGUAGUGAAUUCAGUCAUUACUUGUAUGGAUGGAAGAAAAUAUCCUAGUUAUAUGAAAGGGUUUGAUAGGGUCCUUUUAGAUGCACCUUGUACAGGUACUGGCGUGGUCGCAAAAGAUCAAAGCGUAAAAACCAGCAAGGAUGAGGUAGACAUUCAGAGGUGCUAUAAUCUUCAACGACAAUUACUUUUAGCAGCCAUAGAUUGUGUCAGUGCGAAAUCGUCCACAGGUGGUUAUAUAGUCUACUCAACGUGUUCCAUCCUCCCGGAAGAAAAUGAAUGGGUGGUCGACUUCGCUUUAAAGAAACGUAACGUUAAGCUUGUUGAAACUGGUCUAGAUUUCGGUACAGAUGGUUUUGUUAAUUACAGGCAGCAUCGUUUCCAUCCUACCCUUAAACUUACCAAACGGUUUUAUCCGCAUACUCAUAACAUGGACGGGUUCUUCGUAGCUAAGCUUAAGAAGUUCUCUGAUGUGAUUCCGAAGUCUGAUACAACAGAAGAAGGAGAAGAUGAAAUGAGUAUUGUAGAGCCUGAAGAAGAGAAGGAGGAAGACAAGAUUGAAGAGCCACAACCACCUAGAAAGAAAACUAAAAUUGACAAAAACUUACCGAAGACUAAAAAUAAAGAUCAGAAAAAGAAACAAGGUGGUACUAAAGAAGGUAAGAAGGAAAUCAAAAAAGUAAAAGUUAAAGAUAGGGAACAAGUAGAAGAAAUAAGGACAAACAAAAAUAUAACGACUGCGAACUCACAAAGUAAUAAGAAAAAUAAAGAUAAACUUAAGAAUAAAAACAAACAACAGCCAGAAAGCUCUAAUGGAAAAGUUUCUAAAAAGCAAAAUUCAGAGAAAAAGAAACUUAAGCAGAAAACUGAAAACCAGUCGAACUCCAAUUCCGCAACAAACAAAAAUAUUCAGUCGAAUAUUGCACAUAAAAAGAAAAAGAAAAAAAAUUCAGAAAGUUCAGAAGAUAGCAAACAAGUACAAAAGUCCAAGAAAAUAGACUGGAUGGACGUUCCUGUGCAAGCAGCAAGUCAACUUCAAAAGAAAAUGAAGAAGAAUAAACAGAAGAAGCAAAUCGGCGAGUUAAAAAAGUCCAAAAAACAAAGAAAUAGCGGAAAUUUUAAUAAAAAGAAAAUGAAAAAGAGAUAGAUAUUGUGACGUGAUUGCAUUUUUUAUAUAUUAUAUAUUUUUGUGUUACUUUAAGCAUUAAUAAAUAAAUAUUACGAUCAUUGAUGUUAUAUUUCUAAUAAAAACUUCAAAAUUGUG